AUGUCGACUUUUAUAUCUUACUUUGUCGACGACCUCUCCAAGAAGGCCGCUCCCGCAGCAUCCUCCAGCACUUCAGCCGGAGUCCGCAUCACCUCCAACCGCUCCAAGGAGUUGCUUCGUGAACUCUUCAUAAAUGUGGAUCGCGCCCACUCGCUAUCAUCUCUUCGGCAAUGCAUAGGACAGCUGCAGGGCCUCGAGCAUGAGCAGCAAUUGCUAUCUGCAGAACUUGUUGGCGAAGAAGAGGAAUCGCUACGACAGGCAAUCUUGGGCAAGGUUGCGCUUGGGCUAUAUGCACAUGCGCUGACAACGUUCUUGGAAGAAGCUAGCGAGGCUGAGACGGAGCUGGAGUGGUGGUCUGAUCUGGGGCGGUCACGUACGAAUGUCGCGUACUAUGUCUUGCAAACGCUGCCCUUGCGCGUCGCGAACGCGUCGAUGAUGGUUCUUUCGACGUUGCGGUCACGCGAUAUCCCCAUCCAUCUGUCCACACUCAAGCCUGCUUCGAUUCGUCACCUUUUCCCGUCAGAAGGAUCCCUCCGUCCUCAUGCUCUUGCUGCCGCCAUGUUCCCCCAUUUGCAACGCCAACCAUACAACAUCACUCUUGCGACGAUGACCGCGUCCAUGUCCUCGACGCGAACAACCGUGCUGGCCCUACCAUACAGCCUCGCCCGCGAUGAAUGCGCAUAUAAGCAGACGGAGUUGUCUCGGAUACGCGAUGAUCGGGCGGAAGUCCUCGGCUCCCUAGUGAACCUGCGCGACCGCCUCGCGCUUGCCCUCCAGGAGCCCAGCAGCGACGCUGCGUUUUACGCGCUCGCGGAGUUCGCCCAAUACCUGCAAGCUGUUCUCGAUGGAGGGGACUCCGAUCUGGUCGGUUCAGCGGAUAGACAUCCGGGGGCAGUAUUGGAGUCGCUGUCCACCCUCGCGAACAUCACCCUUCCAUCACACGCGUCGCUGCACGGCGCAGAAGUGAAGGCCAACCAACUCAAGCGACCUUCGCAGCUGACCCUCCUCUGGCCGCGACUGGUAUUUUUACCACCGUUGGUGUUGUAUGCGAUCAAGACGGCGUACGCAUCGCGCGCCACACUGGAGGAUUUCGCCAAGGAAACAUUCGAGACCGUCAAAGGCUUUUGGGAAGAUUGGGUUAUCACACCCAUCCGCGGCAUUAUCCAUACUGUGCGCGCGGGCAGAGAAGACGGCGUCAUUGUUACCAAAGAUAGCGUUCGGGCGGACUUAGAGUCCCUGGAGCGUAUGACACUUGCUCUCGCACUGGAGAAGUUACAUUACUCAUCCGCACAGCUCGAGUUGCUGUCAAGACAGGUCCAAGCCGGAGACCUUACCGCGGUCAUGCAGAUCUAUGAGGACGAUAUCAAGACGCCGCUCAAGUCGGCCGUUCAAGGCACGCUCCUCCGCUCGCUGUUCAUCCAGAUCCAGAAAACGAAGGUCGAUAUCAACCAGGCGCUUUCCGGAAUCGACAAGCUUCUCAAGAGCCAGGAGCUCACUUUCGCCUUUGUAGGCGUCGCCCCCGCCCUCACGAUCCUCUAUGCCGCCGCGGGCUACAUCGGCACCGUUCUGUCCGGCGGAAGAGGCCGGGGCCGAUACGGAGGGAAAGCGAGGCGCAGCAGCGUCUGGCUCACGAUGAGACGCCUCGAACGCCUCCUCGUCUCCGAGCCGGCGCCGUCGCACGGGCACCACGGAGACCGGGUACGCGCGCGCCAGUCCGUGCUCUCCUUCGCGUCGCUCGACGCGUCCGCCGCGCCUGACGCGGUACCGCCGCUGACCGCGGGGCUGCUCCUGCUCUCGGUCACGCGCCUGCGGCGGUACGCGGAGAGCUCGCUCCCGCCGCGCUCGCGCCUCCACGAAGGCUUCCUGAGCGACGUCGCGGACCUCGAAAGCCCGAGCUUCGGGCGCGCGGACAAGUUGCGCAUCCUCGACCGCAUGUGGCGUUCCUGGAGCGAGCCGCUCGGGUGGAACCGCAUCGCGGCGUAG
Messenger RNA from Epithele typhae, 1983 nucleotides. Its product is annotated as NCA2-domain-containing protein. The record is from RefSeq and is a predicted model, not a curated record. Gene Ontology annotation, cellular component: mitochondrial outer membrane. Lineage: Eukaryota; Fungi; Basidiomycota; Agaricomycetes; Polyporales; Epitheliaceae. The transcript is spliced from 6 exons. The coding region runs from base 1 to 1983 and encodes 660 amino acids.